AUGAUCAAUUCACCAACCUUCGCAGCCGGUCACACCAACGACAACCCUUUCCAGCGCCUGGAGGGUUGCCGCAAAGGCGAAUCCACGAAAGGCCUCCACAACCUCAAACAAUACCUCCAGAAAUUCGGCUACUACCUCAAUCACAACAACAACAACGACACCAACUUUAACGUAGCCGCCAUCACCCACCAAAACGACGACGUAUUCGACGAGCUCCUCGAGGCAGCAAUCAAGCUAUACCAACUCACUCACCACAUCCCCGCUUCCGGCUCCUUGGACCGCGCCACCACGGCCCAAAUGACGAUCCCGAGGUGCGGCGUACCGGACCACAACCUUAUUUCAGCAGUGAUGUUGGACCCCGACGCCGCAACAAACAAAGGAGGCCCAAAGAAGGAUUACAGAUUCUUCAAGGGCGAGCCCAAGUGGAACCAGAACCGGUUCCGCUACAAGUUCUUCCGCGGCCGCCCUCCCGCCGGGCUGAAGGAAGCCACGUACAAGUCCGCCGUGGCCCGAGCUUUCCGGAGCUGGUCAAACGUGACGCGGUUCGCGUUCGAGAAUGUGGACAGCAGGGUGCUGCUGAACGUCGACAUGACGAUUGCGUUCUACUCGCGGGACCACGGGGAUGGGAACCCGUUUGAUGGGCCUAAAGGGACCUUGGCCCAUGCGGCCCAGCCGCGCUACGGUUUGUUCCAUUUGGACGCGGACGAGAAGUGGACCGACAACCCGAGGAAGAAAGACCAGUUCGAUCUGGAGUCCAUUUCGUUGCAUGAGAUUGGGCAUAUGUUGGGGCUUGACCAUAGCGACGACAAGAGUGCGGCCAUGUACGCUUAUUUGGAUGGCGGGAAAACUAAGCGGAGGUUGCAGAGUGCGGAUAUCAGGGGCAUCAAAACACUCUACAAGCUGCGUUGA
This is a messenger RNA of Linum tenue, 909 nucleotides long. The record is from the annotation of a GenBank genome assembly. Lineage: Eukaryota; Viridiplantae; Streptophyta; Magnoliopsida; Malpighiales; Linaceae.